This is a messenger RNA of Aspergillus luchuensis, 1122 nucleotides long. RefSeq lists its product as uncharacterized. The transcript has a single exon. The coding region runs from base 1 to 1122 and encodes 373 amino acids. NCBI's taxonomy places the organism in Eukaryota, Fungi, Ascomycota, Eurotiomycetes, Eurotiales, Aspergillaceae. The record is from RefSeq and is a predicted model, not a curated record.
AUGGAUUUUGAUGAUAUAGCGUUGAAUCACUUUGAUGGGCUGAAGAAAGAAUGGGUAGAACUGUGUUCCAGAUCUGCUAGGGGCAUCUGCGGACUGGCCAACAAGUACCGCAACCGAGAUGGUUGCUUGCUUCGGUCAAUGCACAGCGGAUCGUUCAACUUUAGUUUGCGUCUACACUGGGAGGAUGACGGCGAUGACUGGCUGAUUCGGUUUCCGCUUCCAGGGAAAUCCAUGUUCCCGGAAGAGAAAGUUCGCGGAGAAGCCAUACUUAUGACAUAUAUCGCAGACAACACGACAAUUCCCGUUCCCCGAGUAAUUGCCUCCGGGACAGCAGAUGAGAAUCCUACAGGUCUGGGUCCCUUCAUUAUCAUGACCUGGAUCGAAGGGAGGAAGAUGUCGGAACUACUCCGGACAAGUGAUUCAUCCGACAAGGAGGAAACCCUCAACCCAGAUAUCGACGAGGAGACGCUCAAGGCCCUGUACGGGCAAAUGGCACAGGUCCUGCUGAAACUGUGGAAACUCGACUUCGAUUGCAUUGGUAGCCUGAGUAACAACGAAGUGACUGGCAAGCCGCAAGUGACCAAACGGCCCCUAACCCUCGCUAUGAACGAGCUGGUCCGGACAUGCGGGCUGACUGAUCUUGAUCCACCGAGAACCUAUAACAGCUCCACAGACUACAUCGUCUCGCUUCUCGAGUUGCAGUCAAAGCAUCUUCAGCAACAAAGAAACAGUAUCUACGAUUCCGCAGACUGUCGCGAGAAAUACGCUAGUCGUCAUUUGAUGAAGGCGUCAGCAUUGAAUUUUCUGCCCCCUGAAGAUAAUUAUGGACCCUUCAAACUAUUCUGCGAUGAUCUAUGCCCUGGCAACGUUCUGGUCAAUGACUCCCUUCAGAUCACCGGCAUUAUUGAUUGGGAAUUCUGUUAUGCGGCCCCGGCCCAAUUUGCCGGCAGUAUCCCGUGGUGGCUACUUCUGGAGCGACCACAUCGAAUCAUCUACAAUUUUGGCGUGAAGGCGUUCUUUGAGGAUCUUUUACCGAAAGCAUACCUCUUCUUGCACGUGGUUCAAUAUGGCAUGUCGCAUGGUACCGUCAGUCGAUAUGAUAUACUGGGACUUAUUAGAUGA